AUGAUGGAUCUUCUGGGCUCAAUCCUGAAGAGUAUGGACGCACCUCCGACAACCGAGGUUGACAAAAAGGCAAAAGGUAAGCUUAUUUUUAUUCCAUAGCCGAUUAAUGUUUUAUUUAAGCUUAUUGUCUAGGUCGUAACGAGAUACUUUUGAUUCCAAAUCGUUGUAAAAUACAAUAUAAGACUAAGUUAAGGUAUAUCAAGCGGACGUCCAAACGUUGUAUUAAAAUUAUUUCGAUCUAGGUAAUUAAGCUGCAGAAUACCCUGCCGCUUCAAAGCUGUAUCCCUGAAAGAGCUGGAUACGUGGUUACGCAGUUAUCCCUUUUAUGCGCUUUUCUACCUUCUGUGACUUUAAGAGCGACAAACAGACAUACUGUAUACUUUUUAUCCUGUCUUAAGUGUAUAUUGAAGUGGAUACGCAGAUACGUAGUGACCGAGUUUCCGCGUAUCCACCCAUUUUUGCUUUAAAGUGGCAUGGUAUUCUGCAGUUAAGCCCAGUUAUAGAUUUCCUAACUAACUUUACAUGAGUCGACCUGAUAGCAACGUUAACUAUUGACUAAACGUAUGCUUAUUACACAUUAUUUAAGUAAUAUAAAUUUUGUGGUUGAUUAAUUCAUGUCCUGUUCCGCAUGUAGAGGAAAAAGCCAAACUCAAGAAACUCCAAAUGGAAGAAAAAAAGAAAAAUGCUGCUUUUCGUGCAAAGGUAAGCUUAUAGAGCCUCGAUCUAGCUCUUGGUGGUUCGUGAAUGGUAAAUUUGAGAUCUAGACUUGGGGUGCAUUUUAUUUCCUCUGGAUAAUCCAAGAUGGGAUUCUUUGGAUUCUUUGGAUUUUUUUGAAGAGAGAAACUAAAAAUCCAAAAAUGGAUUGUAUAGCAUGCCAAAAAUGCAUUUAAAUGCAGUUUAAAGGGGUUAACAACUAAGAGCACCUUAAGUGCCUGAGGUCAGCUGUCUUUGGCAUGUGCAUGGCCAGUAGCUGGUUACAUCGAUCAUGUGAUUCUUUUGCACAUUCAGUUUUCUUUUGUGCUAGGUUCUGUCAGCCAUUUUCUCCCUCCCCGCCCCCCCUCCCUGUAGGCUUUGUUGGUUUUUCUCCACUGAUGUUUUCAGUGUGAUGGGUGGCUGUGUUGCAUUGUUGUGCCAGUCAUGGGGGCGUUAUUUCAAUUUAGGGCCUAGCUGCCAAUAGUGGAAGCCCCUGGAUACUCCAUUUCAGCAAUGUAGUUGUUAAUGCAAUAAUAUGCAGGUCUCAGGGAAAAAGGUUUAUUAACCAAUCAGGUUUACCACAGAGAUGCCAACCUCUGAAGAUCUAAAAUCUGGAGACUCUCUUUUUUUCACUACUUCCCCCUGGAAUUUCAACAGACCCCCUCCCCCCCCUGUCCCUGACAAAUUGACUCAGCCCCCAAUGUCAAUGGGAAUGACUUAGGCCAUUAUAUGAACUCUUACAUUAAGUACAUUAAUCAAAAUUCGCAAUCAUGGUUUUGAUGCCAGAAAUAAUCUUUGUCAGGGACUAAAUACAUGCAAAAAUAUCCCUGAAACCAUACUGCCAAUAAGAAAAAUUUAAGUUUUGAGCUAAAAAUGGGCUAAAUCUCAGAAAAGCUCAGAAGAUAAUUUUAAUAUGGAGAUAUGGUGACCCAUACGGGAGAGCGGGAGAUCGGUGCUGUAUCCGGGACAGUUGGCGUGUAUGUUACCAUGGUCUGGCAAAUAAUUUGCACAUCAUAAUGGAGUACAGAAUUACAAAAAGAAUAAUUUCUUUGACUGCAUUUUCCUUAGACUGAGAAAGAAGUGACAGAAUUCAUCAAAGAUACAAAACAAACAAGAGUGAAGUACCCGCCAAUGACAAGAAUUCAAAGAAGUAUUGUGUAUGUAUUUGCCAAUUAUUACACUUCUUUCAGAGAAGAGGCUGCAGUGGUAUUCUCCAUUAUCUAAUUUACUCUCUGGUUUUUCUUCUCACAUCAUCAAGAAUCAAAAUCAAAAUCCCUCCUAGUCUCAGUUUUUUUCCAUGUUGUUGGUUUGUUUUAGUUUAGGCAGCAAAUUUAUCUUUAUUGACAACUGUUUUGAAAUAAAUGAAAUGAAUCAUAUUUUGAACUGCGGACAUAAGAUGUGAAAGUGAACAUGAUUCACGCAGUUGAAUGAACAACCUAAGUAGCCUCCCAUCAGACGUCCUGGGGAAGAAAUGAAUGUGUGACAAAUGAACCCCACAGUACGUCUUCGGGGAGGCUACAACCUAAGCAGUUGAGAAAGAACCUGAAAAAUUCAGGCUUGAUUAGGCAAUAAACCCUUACCUUUGCGAUGACCGGACUCAACUCACAAUGAACCUCUCUCCAGUUGGCUUGGUUAGCUCAAGAUAAUUUAAUGUAAUUUCAAAACUUAUAAGGCCCAAAUAUCUAUAUAAAUAUAUUCAAAUGUGCCAUAGGGAAAAAAAAACAAUAACAAUAAUAGUAAUAAUAAUAAUGAAUAAUUAUGAUAAUAAAAAUGAUAAAAUAAAGCGAUAAUAUAUAUAUAUAUAUAGAAUAGAAAAACUAAUGGCUAAAAGUUAAAAAGAUAAAAUUUAUUAGUAUAAUCUUAAAAAUUAUAAGCUAAAAUUAUUAUUUAUAGCCUAAGCUAAAAAUACAAUCUUAUAAUCUAACAGGUACAAAAUGCUUUUUUAAGAAGGCGAGUCUUCAACUUUCUCGUAAAAGAGUCAAAAGAAAUGGAUUCCCUGAUAUAUCUUGGCAGAACAUUCCAUAACUUGGGUGCGGCAAACAGAAAGGCCUGUUCACCAAGAGUUGCCUUGGGCUUAACAUGCGGAUAACUAGGGAGGAUACUGUAUAAGGUAUAGAUUGUUGCAUCCAGCUGUCGCAAAGGUUAUGGCUCGCUGCCCAGUCAAGCCUGAAUUUUUUCAGGCUUUUUUUCAUCCGCUUGGGUUGUUCAUUCUACUGGAAAGAUCAUGUUAACUUUCAUGACAACUGUUUGUUGCCAUCUUCUCGUUUUGUUGUUUAAAAGUCUGAACACUUCAGGUCUAAAGUAAGGUUAUUAUUGCCUUUAGUUAUUAACCUUAAGAAUACAAUGUAUGGUUAAUAUUUUUCUUGUGUUACUUGCAGUCAUGACGUUGCAGAGAUUGCUGGUCUCACAACUUUUUCUUUUGGAGAAGAGGAAGUUGACAGAUAUGUUAUGCUGUUUAAAAAGGUGAAAACCAUUUAUCUGUGUAAAGAGGCAAAACAAGUAGCCUCAGGUGUAGUCUCAUUAGCUAGGGUGAAGAUUUCAAACUGGCUCGAAGCUGUCUUCUUGGUUUCUGGUUGCCUAAUUCAAUUUUCUUUUGCAUUUUCAACCCAACCUAAUAGACAGGGCUUCCGUUAGGUCGCCGGGAAAAAAAGGAUUUUCAGAGACAGAUUAGAAAAAGCAGAAAAAUCGGUGGAUUUUGCGGGACUUUCAUGGAAAACUUUUGAGGCUCACUUUGCCGAAAAACAAUCGGUAGAAAAAGGCUGAUUUCAUGGGAAUUUUUUCGGCAAAUUUCACUAGAAAUCAAUUGAUUUUGCGCUGAUUUCAUGAGUGUGUUCAAUGUUUUUUUAACAGAAAUAAUCAUUUGCUAUUUUAUCCACAAAGUGCUCGAAAAAUGAGCAAAUGGCAAAGCUUUUAACAUCAUGACUUCUGCCCAGUUUUUCACAACAUAAGUUACACCUGGUAGUUUUGGGACAUUGUGCGCUCAUUGUAGUGACGAGGUGUCGAGAUAAAUUUGCAAGUGUACGUCAAUUAAACAGCCCCAUUAGCCGAGAUAAGUUUCAAAUAUGUUGAAUUUGAUAAGAUUUCUAGUGAAUUUCGCGGUAUUUUGAAUGUACUUGUGAGUUUCGCGGCUCCGCGACCGCGCGAAAGACCAGAAACCGUGAAUAGAUGGUCUUUUUCGAAUGUUAUUGUGAAAUUCAUACUGGGUUUCAAGGCAGACAGGAGUAAAGGAAAAGAAAGGGCAUUGAGAUUCCAAAAUUCAUUUCUUUUGUGUUGUUCCCCUCAGCCUGAGAGCCAAGUAUGAAUUUUGAUAUUUUGAAACUGGUCUAUUUGCCACUUGCACAUCUCCCAUAAUGCACCUUAAAUUGCCCCCCAAAAUUUUGCAUAACCUUUGCUUUUCAUUUUUCCUGGGUAUUACAGCCGUCCCAUGAGAAAUUGAAAACCAUGCUGAUGCUAAAUUUUGGGGGGCAAAUAAGGUGCAUUAUGGGAGAUGUAUAAUUUAUGGGAAUACACUGUAGACACACUCACCUAUCUAAGAGGGUCAUUUCUUCAGGACAAUUUUUAAACUUAAGAGAACAUUAUUUUACCUUUCACUGCACUGCUCAUUGUUUCCUUUUGUUUUUAAGGAAUUUCCCCCUUCAGAUGAAGAACUUGAUGCUUACAGAAAUGGAGAGGUUUGUUGACAAACCUUUAGAUUGUGGAUAAGAACAAUUAUAUUAAAACCAAUUGGGAUUUAUUAAAUACAUGUAGUAUGACAAGUAGUUCCAUGAGUCUGACAACAAACCGACAGUGUAUAUUUUGUAGGUUUUUUCGUAUUCUCAUUUUCCUUUGUUUUCUAACCCUAAUAUAUAUUCUUGAUCAAGAAUAAUUAAGGACAUGACACAAAGAAGACUAAAUUGAAACCAUUUUAACCUAACAUUGUUUCAUUUUGACCUACAAUGCGCACACUAAUCAUCAUGUAAAAAAUUACGCACAAUAAAGAGGUGCAGGUCAACUUAAUAGAAUCGCAUUAAGCAUGCACGAUGAUGGUGAACUUAAAAUCUUUUAAAACUUUGAGGAACCUUUUUUGUACUUUCAUGAGUGUAUUCUGGAAUUAAAGUAACAUUUUGCUGUUUAUUUUAUCCAGGAGUUUGAUCCUGAAAAUGUAAGCAAAUCUAAGGAACAAGCUAAGGUAAGGAAGGCCACGUAAUAGUUGUUCAUAAAUGCUGAUGCCUUCAGAUCACACGCGAAAAAAUAUAAAAAAUAUAUAUUUGAUAGUAUCUUUUUUUUUUCGAGAAUAGUUACUCUGUGAUGGUCUCUCUUAGGGAUCAAAAAGGUGAAACCCAGAUCGGUCUCCUUUAGGGGUUUUGAAGUUCAACCCUAUUCAGAAAUCACACAACAGGAGGAGACAUCCUCGUUGAAAAACUUGAUAAUAUGCUACAGUGUGUGACUCUAACAAAUUAUUGUAGACAAUUGGCUUUGUUCUGAAUUGAGUUGGGGAUAGUUAAUUUCAAAAUGUCACUAACUGGGAUGAGGUUGCCUUUGUGGUGAGCCUCCCACACAGACAUUCGAAGGAUUUUGUCACACAAUCCUUCCCCAGGAGGAAGGAUUGCGUGACAAGCCAACGAAUGUCUGUGUGGGAGGCUACUUCUUGUGGCAACCAAAGUAGUGUAUGCUUUCUAAAUAACAGUAUAAUUUCUUGCAGAGCACAGAUGAUAAUGCCAGCACUGUUAGCAAAGCACAAAAGACUUCAAGAGUAUCUCAUUCACAACCGCCUGCCACAUAUUACAAAGACAAGUAUAAACACUUACUAGGAGUUGACAGUGGAAAAGACGCUGCAAGAGCUACCAAAAGUAACUCUGCCUAUGGCUACGGUGAGUUCACAUCCAAAGAUAUUAACCACUGUUUUUUUUUUAAUGGGUAGAAUGCCAUAUUUACUCGAAUGAGCGACGCAUCCUAUUAAGCGCUGCCCUCAGAUAAGUGCCAUAUUUGGGACAAAAGAGAUAAUAAGCGCCACCCCCGAGUAAGCACUGCGGCCCUGAUAUAAUCUUCAAAGUCACGUCCAACUUUCAAAUAAAUGCUUCCCUCAAAUAAACGUUGCAUUUGAGGCAUACAAAUUUAAUAAGCAACACUUCUUGGGGUAAAUACAGUAUGAUCCUUCGGGUGAAUGCACCCCUGAUUAGGACUGUUGUUGACAGUUAGUUACCUGUGCAUUUCAAUCCAUCACAGUUAUAACAGCCGUUUACUGUACGUCAUCGGUUGUCCAGUCAUUUUGUGUUCGUAAAUAACUGCUUCACGGGCAUUUCUGUCUUCAAUAACCAUACGUGAUAGAAGCCUUACUACAAAGCUGGGUUUUUGCUAGUUUUCUUUCCCUUUAAUUUUUUUUAUUUCUUCAUUUUUCCAGUUCCCAGUGAAAACAAAAGAGAUCUUCGGUCAAUAGAAGAGACUUUAAAUGACAUUCGCAAAAGAAAGAAGCUUAAACCUGACGACAUUGAUGAAGCAAGUGAACCACACGAUUCCAAGGAUGAACAGUAAUUUGUUACUGGGAUAACUCAUUUAUUUGCUCUAACUGCAGUAACAGUGCAGAAUGUAGGGUGGAAGACGAUAUCUUGCAGUGGGCACUUUUGUUUCUUUGCAAUGCUUUCCUUGACUCGAAUUCAGUAUGAGCAGAAGUUGCAAUUUUUCGUGGACUGGAAUUCAGGCACAGAGUUGACAAUCAUAUCGCGGCGUGAAUCAAGUGGAUGGGCAGUCUCUUUGUUUGAUUUUAGAACACUCAGAACCGAAUUUUGUUCGGAUUUAAGAAAGCAACAAAGUUUAAAAGGUUACAAACAUUACAUAGGAUUUUCAAGUAGCCUGAAAGUUCCUCGAAUUACAUAUAAUCCCUGAAAAGUUAUUUUUCUCCAUGGAAUUAGACUACGAGCAGGCUCUAUUUUAUUUUAAAGUUACUCCACAUGUAACCCAUGCACGCGAGCGGCGAAACCGCGCCAACGAGUUAAUUGUAACGUCGUUGUUUGCAUUCGCGCUGGCUGAGAAAAGAACUGGUCCCCGGAUUUUAAGAGAAAAUGCGGACUUUAAGCAGUUUACCAUGGGAUGUUCAAUGUAUUUUCCUGGUGAGAUGUGGCAGACUAAGAGCAACGCUACGUAGUUUAUUUCCCACAGUAUUCCUUUUUUCUAGCGUUAGCCAGGUCACGAAUAAGUGUAAAAAUAAUCGAUACA
Molecule: messenger RNA, 6885 nt
Organism: Porites lobata
Lineage: Eukaryota; Metazoa; Cnidaria; Anthozoa; Scleractinia; Poritidae
Source: the annotation of a GenBank genome assembly